GUUUGGUUUGUUUUGGACUUUAUUGAAAUUUAUUGAAAUCAUCGUAUUUACAAUUUCCGUCUUAUUUGUACCUUUGAUUGUUUUAUCCUAAAAAUUUUUAAUUUAACGAAAUUUCUAUGAUAUUUGAAAAAAUUAUUCCUUUCAACUUAAUUCAUUGAUUCCUAACCAGAAACAUAUUUCCUCUUUUUCAUCACCAUCAUCAUCAUUAUCUUUUGACUCCGAUCUUGCUUCCAUUUAUUGUGACAGUAUACCUUUUGUUUCUUUUUCAUCACCUUUUUAUUGAUCGACAUUCUAUUUUCGUACACUUCUCCGAUUUGUCUCCUUUUCUGCCGUCUGAUUUUAUUUAUAUCAUAACAAGUAUAAGAAACAUCAUCUUAGUGGUUCACACUUUCAUAGAAAGCAGUUAAAUGGAAUCGAAUGAAAGAUCAACUGAGGACAGUUUAUGUGACUCUCUGAAUGGUUGUAUUAAUUUAACAAAAAGUAAUGAAGCAACAAAGACUAGACAGAAAAGACCAGAUAGAGAAUUUUAUGUCCCACCAAAUGCACAUAUGUCCAAAGUUAAAACUGUAACUGAUAAUCCAUGUAAAAAGUCUGCCAAAGUGACGAAAAUUAAUAACGCUCAGCGAAAGUCAAACCAAAGUAAAGUGAAAAAGACGCAAGAAGAAAUAGUUGACACAGAGAAGGAGAAAAAUCAUAAAGAUAGUGUCAAAAAAGUUGUCAAAGAAGAGAAGAUUGAACAAAAAGAGAAUCAAUCCAUGGUUCAAUUGGAAUCUUCGAACGAAUCUGUCAAAUGUGCGAGCUCAAAUGAAUCAGAACCGUCAUGGGACGAUAUCUACGAUGAUGAUGGAGACUGUGUAAAACCUCAAUUGGUUGAACAAUUUUAUGAUCCAAACGAGCAUAAAAACGAAACCAAUCUUAAAGUUAAAGAUAAAGUCGACUACCUUAAAUUGGAAGUUUACGAGCCCAAUGAAGAUGAUUCCAAGUUAUCUCAUGUUUUGGAAAUAUAUGAUUUUCCAUCUGAUUUAAGGACGCAGGAUUUGGUAACAUCUUUAUCUGUUUUCAAUUCCCGAGAUUUUGACAUAAAAUGGGUUGACGAUACACAUGCUUUGGCUGUUUUCUCGAGCCAAAUCGCUGCUAGAGAGGCCAUGUCUAUGCCUUACACCAAUAUUCGUCUCAGACCUCUAAAUGAAGCCAUCAAGGAGUCGAGGGUAAAAGCUCAAAAAUGUGCUGCAGAACAUCUUUUACCACAUAGACAAAGACCGCAAACAUCAGCUGUACUUGCUCGUAGACUUGUUACGGGUGCUUUAGGAUUGAGAAGUACAAUUAGUUCGGAACAGCGAGCCGCCGAAAAGAAACGUUUACAAGAAGCAAGAGAGAAACGAAGGAUGGCCAUGAAAUUGACACAGGCUGUUUGGGAAGGAGACGUUGGUUAAAAUUUUAACUAAUCUGAAAUUAUUAUAAUACAAAUUGUUUAGUUUUUUGAUCUAAAGUCAAUGAUGAGAACUUAUCUUUGAAGACAUAAAUUUUUAAUUUUUUAAAUUAA
Tetranychus urticae (two-spotted spider mite) is the source of this 1543-nucleotide messenger RNA. Its product is annotated as coiled-coil domain-containing protein R3HCC1L. Lineage: Eukaryota; Metazoa; Arthropoda; Arachnida; Trombidiformes; Tetranychidae. The record is from RefSeq and is a predicted model, not a curated record.